Messenger RNA from Candoia aspera, 1125 nucleotides. RefSeq lists its product as uncharacterized. The record is from RefSeq and is a predicted model, not a curated record. The transcript has 4 exons. NCBI's taxonomy places the organism in Eukaryota, Metazoa, Chordata, Lepidosauria, Squamata, Candoiidae. Bases 1 to 1011 code for a protein of 336 amino acids.
AUGGCGGGGAAGGAGCGCCUGCCGGGUUUGGGCGCGAAGGGCCGGGGGCGUGGCCGGGCGCUGAGGCGGCGCGGGAGAGCCGGGCUUCGCUGCGCCCGCCGCCCGCCCAAAAGGGGCGCCAGCCGCGUUGGGGGCUGCCCAGCUCUGCGGCUCUUUCCCAGGGGCGGCGACGACGACGACGAGGACGACGACGACCUCCACUCCGUCGACUGCCUGGAGAAGGCCUUCGCGGCCCUGCAGCGGAAGAUCGAGGCGGACUUCUCCCAGGUGGAGGGCGUCCAGAGGAAGGUAAAAGCUUUGAGCAUCGACUGGGAGGAGCGACAUCAGCGACUGAAGGUGGAGCAGGAGAAGGUGGCAGAGCUGGAAGCCCAGAUAAAGCUCCUGAACACCAAGCAGGAGGAAGCCUUGGCUUCCCUUCAGGCCGACGUGCUGCACGCUGCUGCCCAGAUCCAGGAGAAGGAAGGGCUGGCCGAGCAGCUCAGGGCAGAAGUCGCCUCGCUGGAGGAGAGGGUGCGGGUGGCUUGCCAGGAGGCUGCCGAGAGCGCUGCUGAGCUGGAGAAGGGAGCCCACGAGGCCCGGCUGGCUUUGGAGGCCAGUCUUCAACAGCUGGCCAGAGAGGACUCUGCGAGACAAACCUUGCAGGCUGGGCAUGAGACCCUCCUGCCACACCUCUGCGAGCGCUUCCCCUGCGGCCCGGAUGCUGAGCAGCCGGGAAUGGCUGAGGGAGCAGAAGCCUCUGCAGGAAAGGCACUGCAAGGGCAGGCGCAGGGGGCAGGCGGUGGCCUCCUGGAAGAAGCUGACCCCAGAGCCACCAGGUUAGCCCUUAUCACCAGAUGGGUGGCUGCUGCCUCCUCCUCCGGUCUUCUUUUGGCUCUUAGCAGGCUUGCGCUGACUCCCCGGAGCCAUCGGUCAGGGAAGAAGCUGUGUUCGGAAGCUGCUCGUUGUUUCAAAAAUGUGCAUCAGUGUUCAGGACUCCUUUCUGGGAAAGGUUUCUGCUUGACUUACAGAUAGGGAGCGCUGAUGAAAGUUGUGCCGUGCUGCUGUUGUCUUUCUAAGAUGCACCUCUUGCUUCCUGCUGGAGCUGAUCAUCCCUUGGUGUUGAAUAAAAAUGUGUAUGCUGCAGAA